CUAAUGGCAGAUUCCUGUUGCUAUUCUAUAAUUUUUAACGACAAUGUCGAUAUCGUUACAGCAUCGUUGCGCAGAUAAUUGAUAUGGUAAAGAAGCUGCGCAACGACACAGCGAUAUCGACAUUGUCGUUAUUAAAAAUUACAGAAUAAGUUUGCUGAGAUUAUUGUACUUAUCCUGACAACACAGGAUAUUAUAUUGGAUGUAUUCGAACUGACGAAACAGUUGACUUGCUUGCGCAACGGAAUGAGCUCCAGCACUCUUACUGCAAGAGCAGAGGAAUAUUUUUUUAAUAUAAAUCCUAUAGCUCGAAGGAUCGGUGAGGAUAUAACAGCAACGAAGGAGGCCUAUGAAGGACUAUGGAGCACCUUGAACACAGCGGAGCGCAAUCAAGCCAUCAACGAGACUAUAAUUCAGCCUGAGAUAGCUUUGAAGUACACCUUGAAGAAGAUCGAGUUGACAAAGGAGUUACCUGAGUGGUAUCCAAAACUGCGCAUACAAACUGGAAUGAAAUAUGUCAUAGAUGAAACCGGUUCAACGUUACGAUGGCGAGAUGAACACUCUGCACCAUUUUCGUUUAUGACUCAAUCACAGAUGAAUCUUAGUCUGAUAGAUUCCAACGAAGAUGUAAAAUCUAGGUCAAUGAGGACUCAUUUUGGAGAAUUACCGCAUUUUUCUAGUCCUGCGAAGACACAAAGAAACAAUUGCUCAUUAAGUGAUAACUAUAACUCCCUACACCAAGUCAGUUAUCCAUCAGAUUGUUACACCAACGAUUUAUUUGAAAAUGAUCAGUGCAGCGAUUUACUGACAAAUGAAAUUGACAGCGAACAUUCUGACAGUAUAUUUGUUAAAUUGAUCAACAAGACUUCUUUAUUGAAGUUACAAAGUAAUGUCGAGGAUGACUUGGAAAGUUUGAUGAGGGAUUCCGAUACGGACAAAAGUCAAUCGAAUACUUUAGUGGUGACAUCACGAACGAAAUCGAGCGACAUAAAUGAAUCGACCGCUCUGUUAGAAACACCCAGUUCCUAUAGUAGCUUUCAGUCAUCCCAAUUGAAUCAAGAAGAUGAAGAGAGAAGCAUACCAAAGACUGGAUUUGAGUUUCUCGAUAAUUGGUAAACUCAUUCCGUAGAAAGAAAUGAUUGAAUUAUUCGAAUA
This is a messenger RNA of Atta colombica, 1152 nucleotides long. RefSeq lists its product as uncharacterized. The record is from RefSeq and is a predicted model, not a curated record. NCBI's taxonomy places the organism in Eukaryota, Metazoa, Arthropoda, Insecta, Hymenoptera, Formicidae. The transcript has 3 exons. Bases 244 to 1113 code for a protein of 289 amino acids.